AUGGGUCUUCGCGUCUGGGCUGAGGGACAGGAGUUUGGCAAUGCAUGCGCUGCAGCAUACGGGGCAGAUGUUGCGAAAUGGCGAACGCUGUCAGGCGUGCCAACUGAGUAUUCUCCAAGAGGUCACAGACCCGACUGGUACUGGGAGUCCGACUCCGACAGAGUUGCGAAGCUGCAACUGGAUGACGUGGGUUAUGGGGAUUCCUGGCUUGAGGUGUUGUUCGGACAGGCACAAGAGGGAAUGAUUGGAUGCUCCGUCCACGGUGGCCGAUAUUGGGAGGCUACAGUCGACCUGCCGAAGCUCCUGCUGCUGCUGCCAUCUUCUAAUCGUUCGGUCUUCUUAGAGAAAGUGGUCGGAAUCACACCACCAACCCUGAAAGAUGCCAUUCUUGCCGGCUUCCUCCCGCCCAGCCUACGGCUGGCCAUGUGUGUGCCCUACGACUGCACAGGAAAAGCGAUCGUCAACAGGAUUUUCCCAGAGUUUGAGGCAGAGAAACUAUUUGGAGCGGAGGUGGCCGGUUUGCUGAACGAUGCCAUUUCGGCUGAUGUUGUGGUGGUCGAAGAGCUGCUGAACUGGCCAUCCUUGCAGCUGGACUUUGCAAUCGCGGGCCUGGACAACUGCGGCACGACAUCUUUACACAGAAACCUCAAUCAGCAUCCGGAGAUUGCGUUCUCAACCACCUCUGAAGACUUCUUCUUCACAACUGAGGUCGUUCACCGACUUUUGCCGCUCAAGUCGCAGGUCCAGGAAUUCAACCGCCGAAUGGAAAUGGCCAAAGACAAGAAGUUGCAGGAGACAGGUAUUCGACCGCAUCUCGCUGGCAUUUGUUCCCCGACUCUCUUUGCGUACGGCUUGGCGAGGAUGGGCCUUGCACUGGUAGGUGAGGCCAAGGUAGUCAUGAGCGUUUGCGACCCGCUUGGGCGCCUGGAGCGCCAUUUUAUGGAGUACAGGUACUGCCACAACCACAACGACACCUUGGGCCUGGAAGUGGCCAAGCAGCAGUUGCUUGCGUCACCGAUAAGCACUCGGGAAGGCUGCUUCUCGAGUGCCUCCGCCCUAUGGGAGGAACGCCAAACUGAUGCGAUGCGUCGGCUUUGGGACGCCACUGCCACAUCGCAGCACCUGGGUUCCAUGAUGGCCCUGUUCUUUGGCCGCCUUCUACCUAUGCAUCGAGAGUUCCUCCAUGAACCUGACAGAACGUAUUCGAUUGUCGCCGCUUUCCUUGGAGUGAGGUAUACAUACCCCGAAAAGACAGUCUUUGGUCAUUUCAACGCUGUGGGUGGACAUCGCACAGAUCUAUGCAAGAAUAAAUCGCUUGUUCGUCGGUUGCAACGGCAGCUUGAGCCGGAAUACCAGGCUAGCAUACAGUUUCUUCGUCAUGCUGGAAGCCCAGUGCCCGAGAGUCUUAGCAAGCGCUUGACGCGCUGCAAGUCUGCCGACGUUCUCGAGGUCCGGUGUCCAGGGCGCGAGACUGCUUGCUGA
Molecule: messenger RNA, 1482 nt
Organism: Symbiodinium necroappetens
Lineage: Eukaryota; Dinophyceae; Suessiales; Symbiodiniaceae
Source: the annotation of a GenBank genome assembly